Molecule: messenger RNA, 1801 nt
Organism: Parasteatoda tepidariorum (common house spider)
Lineage: Eukaryota; Metazoa; Arthropoda; Arachnida; Araneae; Theridiidae
Product: RNA demethylase ALKBH5
Biological process (GO): mRNA processing; mRNA export from nucleus
Cellular component (GO): nucleus
Molecular function (GO): oxidative RNA demethylase activity
Source: RefSeq, a predicted model, not a curated record
CAACUAAAGUUUUGUUUUUGAGUGGAAGUUUCUGGCAAGAAUCGCUUGAAUUCAAAACAAUAGUCGGUAGUAAAUAUUUAUCAUAAGCAUACCUCCAAAUAAUCAAGUAUCUACCGGUUCAUUUAAUAUUUAAAAAAAAUAUGGCUGCAGAGUACAGAGAUUUACGUAAAAAAUUACAGUCGACACAUGAUGCCAACAGUAGCAAUAAACAAAAUGAACGUAGGAAUUACUAUUACGACCGAGAAGCAGAUUCGUACGUCGAUACUCUGAGAAAGUUGCAUGAAGGUAUACAACAGAGGCGACUCUUUUCAGACGAGGAAAGUAGCCAAAUUGAAAGUAAAAUUGAUGAAGUUGUUGCUACAGGCGAUAAGGGUCUGUAUAAAAAGUACACAGUUGAUAGAGCACCUCUACGAAAUAAAUACUUUUUCGGUGAAGGUUAUACGUAUGGCUCCCAGCUUCUGAGGAAAGGACCCGGUAUGGAAAAGUUAUAUCCCGUUGGAGAAGUUGAUGAAAUACCGCUGUGGGUGCAUCAGCUGGUGAUAAAGCCACUUGUUAAGGCUAAAGUUGUUUCUGAAGGUUUUAUAAACAGCGUUGCAAUAAAUGAUUACCAGCCUGGGGGAUGUAUUGUGUCUCAUAUUGAUCCAGCACAUAUCUUUGAUAGGCCCAUCAUUUCAGUGUCCUUCAUGAGCAACAGUGCUCUAAGCUUUGGUUGCAAAUUUAGCUUCAAACCUAUCAGGGUGACAGAUCCAGUUCUUUGCCUUCCAGUCUAUAGAGGCUGUGUCACCAUACUUAGUGGAUAUGCUGCAGAUAAUAUUACACAUUGUAUUCGACCACAAGACGUAAAAAAGAGACGAUCUGUCAUUAUUCUUAGAAGAGUUUUACCUGAUGCACCUCGCCUAAGCAGAGCAGAGCUCUCACUUAUUUCCCAACCAAAAGUUGUAAAUGUGCCCCCAGAUUUCUUUGAUGAGGUAUUCGAUCGCAAGAGGAAAUGGAAAAGUAAUCCUGAUUCGUUGAGGAAGAAAACUGUACAAAAACGAAAAUUGCAGAGCUCUAUUGCCUGGGCUAAACACGAUCAAACGGACGUUGAAGAGCCGAAGAACAAAGCCUUACGAAGAGAGGAGAAAUAAAGAAAACCAUACUUAUAUAUUUUGUUUUUAUAACAAAAGGAGAACAACUAGAGGCGCUAUAUUUUUACUAUAUGCUUCUGUUGUAAAUAUAUUUGUGCAUAUUGUAGAAUAUAUUGUAGGAAGCCAAGAUAUCCAAGUGAAAUGCACAAAGAGUUUUUGUGCAGAUGGUGUGUGUACAUAUUUACCUACCUUUUACUGUAUUAUGUGUGCAAGUUUCUUAUAAACAAUGGUCCAUGGACUAGAAACCAGACAAACUGUAAUUAUUAUGGCUUUCUGUGCCAAGUAACUCAAAUUCAUGUUGGCACAGGCAUCUGUUGUAGCUUCUGUUGUUAAAAAAAAAGUUACCUUUUUGAGGUUUUUAUCUUUUUUCAAAUGUUAAAAGAAUGAGGCUGUGAUCCUUGUAUUUUUGGCCAUAUUGUUUUUAGAAUGGCUUAGAAAAUAUUAUUUCCUGGUGUAUAUUUUACAGAGGUGGACUUGAUUUCAGGAAAUGGUGCAAUUUCGAAUAGAAAUCAAAUGAAUGAAAAGAGAUAUAAAAGUUUUAAUUUUAUUUCUUUGUACCAUUAAUAACAUUGUCGCGACUUUUAUUUUCUAGUCUUUGUUGCCGAGUUGUAUGCUCAUUUUGAUCAUGGUUUGUUAUGAUCAAAUAAAAGAAAAAGUUUUUUUUCUCCUUUGAA